CAAGUGGCCAGUUGCCCGCGACGGUUCGCGAUGACCAAACGCGAAAGUAAAAGUUUUCCCAGCCAAGUGCUGAUAUUGCUCCUGAUUGUCGGUUUGCCUGAGCUCCAAUGCGAGUCCUUGAAGGAGUCCUUUCCGCAGGCCAAGUUCGAAUGGCCCUCGUUUGGAUGGAUGCGCAACAAAACCACCAAAGUAACGCCCUCUUUGGACAUGAAAAACGACUACAGCCAAAUGGAGUUGGCCAACUUCGGGGACUUCGAUCGCCAUCCCUGCAGAAGGGUUUGCCAGCAGGGUCAGUCGCAGAAUUGCUACUACCAACUGGUGGUACACAACUACCAAAGACUCGGACCGGAAUGCCAGAGGUGCCAGUACGAUGAGAGGGCCUGUGCGGCGGAGCAUUGCAUUUUUGGCGAUGGAGUGGCCACUCCAGUGAUGGCGGUCAACCGCAUGGUGCCAGGACCUCCGAUAGAGCUCUGCGAGAACGACACAGUGGUGGUGGAUGUGCUGAAUUACCUGGGUGAGCCCACCACGAUGCACUGGCACGGCAUCCACAUGCACCGAACUCCCGAAAUGGAUGGAGCCCCCUUCACCACCCAAUAUCCCCUGCAGCCUGGAGAGGUUCAGCGGUACGAGUUCCAGGCGGAUCGCAGUGGGACUCUCUGGUACCACAGUCAUGUGGGUUGGCAGCGGGGAUUCGGCGUGGCAGGAGCCUUGGUGGUUCGCCAAACGCGGCAGGAGAACCAGCACGCGCAGCUCUACGAUUACGAUCUGAUCGAGCACACGCUGAUGAUCCAGGACAUCUUCUACGAAUACAACCUGCAGGACGUGCGCAAUAUUCUGGUGAACGGCAAGGGUCGCAAUCAUCUCAGCCAGUUGCCGGACAGCGACAAUCGCCAUCGCUACGAAAGACUACGAGUUACGCCCGGCUAUCGCUAUAGAAUGAGAAUUAUCCUGAAUGGAAUCUUCAACUGUCCCGUGGAGUUUUCCAUCGAACAGCACAAACUGCUGAUGAUCAGCACCGAUGGCAACGAUAUAGAACCUGUACUGGCAGAUGGUUUCUUCUUGACUUCCGCGGAGCGAUUUGAUUUCGUUUUGGAGGCCAAUCAGUACGCCAAAAACUAUUGGAUCAGGAUUAAGGGCUAUGAGCAGUGCGAGGGUCGCAAUCUUUACCAGGGAGCAGUGCUCAGCUAUCGCGGAUCCACUCGCUCAGAGUUGCCACAAGGUGACAUCCUGGAGAAGCAGAAGACGAGAUUCGCAGAAGAAGAUCCGAUAUUGGUCAACGAUUUCCGCUUUGGGUCAGUGAAUUCAUCAGCUUCAUCCUCCCUCCGCCAAUCCUUGGAUAAGGAUAAUAAUGUAGGCACUGUGGCCUUGCGAUCCGUGGUUCCUGUUCCCUGGACUCGUUACACCAAGUUCCUAACCCACUACUCCAGUUUCGGAUCGAGAACGGCGCCCAACGGGGAGACACUCUUCCAGAUCAGCGAUAUCUCUUACAACUCCCCGGGAAUAUCCUUGCUGCAGGGCAGGCACCUCUACCAGGACGAUGGAUACUUCUGCAACAAGAGCUCCUUGGCUCUAGAGGGCCGAAAUUGUGAAAGGGAGAUCUGCGAAUGUGUCCACGUAAUGAGGCUUCCGGCCUACCGUCCUCUGGAACUGGUUGUGGCCAACUAUCUGGAGAGCACGCAUCCCUUCCACAUCCACGGUUUUACUUUCCGCCUGGUUGGUCAAGGAGUAGUGGGAAAUAUAAACGAUCUGCGCAACAUACGAGAUCUAGAUCGCAGGGGACGCUUACCCCGAUUAUCGGAUGAUAGUGCUGCCGUGGCCAAGGAUACCGUACAAAUUCCGGGGCAGGGAUACAUUAUCGUUCGAUUCAUAUCCAACAAUCCUGGAUUCUGGCUAUAUCAUUGCCAUAUUGAAGCACAUGCCGUGCAAGGAAUGGUGGCAGUUCUGAAAAUCGGGGAAGACCAUCAAAUGAAGAACAUUCCAGCUCGUGUGCGCUGUUGAUAAUUUGUAUGUUUGUCAAACCCUUUUUGACUCACCUGUAUUCGACAACAUGAGUUCCAAAAUAAUUCAUAUAAAGCUAGUUAUAAUAAUUUAUUCGAAAUAAAAAAAAGUUUUUGCAGUGUA
Molecule: messenger RNA, 2121 nt
Organism: Drosophila ficusphila
Lineage: Eukaryota; Metazoa; Arthropoda; Insecta; Diptera; Drosophilidae
Gene: Mco3
Product: laccase
Exons: 2
Coding region: 31-1998 (655 amino acids)
Biological process (GO): iron ion transport
Cellular component (GO): plasma membrane
Molecular function (GO): oxidoreductase activity; copper ion binding
Source: RefSeq, a predicted model, not a curated record